AUGUCUGGAAACGAGCGACGGGUGGUGGAUUCGACGCUUCCAACCGCAGAGCCUUCAGAUUCCUCUAUGCCGGAAAUUCCGGGUCCUUCAGGCGAUGCCUCUCAAAACGCAAGAACGAAAAGACGAAGGCGUGCGGCCAACUCGGAUAAUCAGAAGAACCAGAUGUUCUAUUUUGUCGAUUCCAACUCGUCAUCGAAAGAGAAGCGCGCCCAUGUCAUGCGGCACCACGUGCAGGAAAAAAGAAAGCAGCGCAAGUUCUCCCAUGGGAUGGUCCACGAGUCUCCGAAUGACUCUAAGUCGUGGUUGGUGAGAAAGGACUACGAUCCCGAUACAAACAGUGGGAAGGAUAUAUCUUUGGUUGGCACACCGGGUUCUACUACCGAUCCGAACACUUCGCUUCCGAUCCGGUUCUCGAAUGUGAAUCAUAACUCCCAAAUGACAGGCUCCAUGCAAGUAGGCUCCCCCAUCACCACGCUUGAUGCAUCCCGGAAGGAUCCCGUCUCGAGCCUACCAACAGCUCAAACCCCCGAAGAUGAGGAAUUAGUGGAUUAUUGGCACACCAAAUUGACAUACUGGUCUGGACAAAACCCUCACAUCAAGAAUCAAAUCUUCCGCACCGCCAUGCAGCAUCCGCUUUCCUUCCAGGCGUGUAUUCUGCUCUACUGCGCGCGAUGGAAAGCGCAAUUACUUGGCAUUCCCGAUGCGCCAGAGGUCCAACGGCGAGUUGCCGAAGCCCGCAAGCAGAUUGCAGAUGGCCUUACGGGUUCUAAACAGGUACCACCCGACUAUCUGGCCCUGGCUCUGGCAGGUAUCGCCCUCUCAGAAUGGCGGUUUGGCAGUAUGCCAGAAGCUCAGGCCUAUCUGGAACAGGGUGCCCGAAUUAUGCGGCCUCGCACCGGGUCCAAUCUGCCGAUAGAAACUAUGCUUCAUUACGUGCGGCACAUCAUGCCACCGAUCAGUUCGGUAGUUGAACCAUCAGACCGCCACUGGCUGGUCAUCUUUCUCCGAAGAGCGGACGAUCUCAUGCAAAUACACAACAAUCCCGAAUUCCUGCGUGUGACUCCACAGAGACGCGAAGCCUUCCAAAUGGAGAGUCCGUUGUUCCCCUUAUUAUCCAGUGGGCCGCGACCCUCGCAGGUGCCACAUGCGUCCCGCAUGUACGUGGUCCGUGAUCCUCAGACCCAGGAGGUCAGUCGGACUGCGGCCCUCAUCUAUAUUACUGCAGCGCUUUGGGGCUUUAAGGACUCGGUCAGUAAGACCAGACGAUUCCUGAGCUAUCUACACUCGAUGGUCGAGCAUCAUCAACUCGGCCGACACCCCGCCUGUGAGACUCUACUCUGGUUACUGCUCGAACAGGAAUGCGACCCCGACUUACAAAACCCGGAGCGAUCGUGGUCGACGGGCGAGCUGCUCAAGACGCACAGACGGCUACGGCCUGAUCUGCAAUUCCACUUUAAUGAAAUUCUGAUGGGUUUCUUGCACCUGCAUCCGCCAGUCCGCGGCAUUGACGUGUUCGAACAAGAACUUGAGGAGAUUUAG
Messenger RNA from Penicillium maclennaniae, 1539 nucleotides. RefSeq lists its product as uncharacterized. The transcript is spliced from 3 exons. The coding region runs from base 1 to 1539 and encodes 512 amino acids. The record is from RefSeq and is a predicted model, not a curated record. Lineage: Eukaryota; Fungi; Ascomycota; Eurotiomycetes; Eurotiales; Aspergillaceae.